Daphnia pulicaria is the source of this 480-nucleotide messenger RNA. RefSeq names its product zinc metalloproteinase nas-4-like. Lineage: Eukaryota; Metazoa; Arthropoda; Branchiopoda; Diplostraca; Daphniidae. The record is from RefSeq and is a predicted model, not a curated record. Gene Ontology annotation, molecular function: metalloendopeptidase activity. The coding region runs from base 38 to 343 and encodes 101 amino acids. Gene Ontology annotation, biological process: proteolysis. The transcript is spliced from 4 exons.
CAACUGCGUUCAUUUCUUUAUUGUCAUUCACGAGCUGAUGCACGCCAUCGGAUUCGACCACGAACAAGAACGCCCCGACCAAAGUCGUUACAUCACCGUGAACUACAAAAACAUCAAGCCAGAGAAUCACCAGUGGUUCACGCCUAAACCGAAAGACGCAGUCAACACUAUCGGACGAUACGAUAUCAACUCGGUGAUGCAUUAUGAAGCUUAUGCCUUUGCCGUUAACAGGGCCAUCCCGACGAUGGUAGCCAAAAAUGGGAAAAAGAACAUGGGGAAUGAAAAAGGAUUUAGUACGUCGGACGUACAAAAACUCAACACGCUGUACAGCUGUUCUGGUUAAUCAAGGAGGGACUGCGCUGGAGUUUUCAACAACGAAACAGAAAAUUCUGUACAUGUGCUGUCUAAUUCCUUCCCACUGGUGAUGGCUUCUAAAGUUUCAUUUAUGUUGAGCCUUUCUACUGUUAAUAAAAGUGUCCA